AUGGCCGAGCUGCGGCACGCCACGGUAGCGGCGGCGGCGGCCCGCGCCUCCAGCUCCCCCGCGAAGCGCGACGCGGAGGCGGCCACCUCCGCCUCCUCCCCGUUCCUCCCCUCCCCACGCGGCGGCGGCGACGGCGGCAAGGACGGCGCGCUCCGCUCCUCCCCUCCGCUCCACCAGAGGUUCCCCCUCCCCGGCACCGUCCGCGCCCUCCUCGCGCUCGAGGAUCCGAGGUCGCCCUCCGCCCCGACCUCCUACCGGAUCCUGCUCGCCGUCCUUGCCUGCCUCGCGCUCGCAGCGCUCGUCUCCGCCCCGUCCGUCUGGUCACGCCUCAACGCGCCCUACCUGUGCCGCAAGGAUGGGAUUCGGCUCCAGUGCCCCGGGGUGAGCGGCCGGGGCUCUCUGUGGGAGAAUCCGCGUGUUGCGGCAAUGUCUUGGAAGCCGUGCGCUGAGCGCCGCAGCGAUGAGAUCUCAGAUCUUGUGUCAGAGAAUGAAACUUCUGGCUAUAUUUUUAUCCACGCUGAGGGUGGAUUGAAUCAGCAACGGAUAGCUAUAUGUAAUGCUGUCACAAUUGCUAAGAUAAUGAACGCUACACUUAUUUUGCCUGUUCUGAAGCAAGAUCAAAUAUGGAAAGAUCAAACGAAAUUUGAAGACAUCUUUGAUGUAGAUCAUUUUAUAAAUUAUUUGAAGUAUGAUGUGCGCAUUGUUCGAGAUAUUCCUGACUGGUUCACAGAAAAGGAUGAGCUGUUCACCAGUAUAAAGCGUACUGUAAAAAAUAUUCCAAAAUAUGCAUCAGCGCAGUUUUACGUUGACAAUGUGCUUCCAAGGAUCAAAGAGAAAAAGAUAAUGUCUAUCAAGCCAUUUGUUGAUAGGUUGGGGUACGAAAAUGUUCCAAUGAAGAUUAACCGACUCAGGUGUAGAGUUAAUUAUCAUGCCUUAAAGUUUCUACCUGGCAUUGAAGAAAUGGCUGACAAGCUGGCAACGAGGAUGAGGAAUCGAACUGGCAAUGUAAAUCCGUACAUGGCUCUUCAUCUUCGAUUCGAGAAGGGGAUGGUGGGUCUAUCAUUUUGUGAUUUUGUUGGAACUAGAAAGGAGAAAGCAAUGAUGGCUGAAUAUAGACAGAAACAAUGGCCAAGACGCUUCAAGAAUGGAUCUCACUUGUGGCCUUUAGCAUUGGAAAAGAGAAAAGAAGGCCGCUGCCCACUUGAGCCUGGAGAAAUAGGUUUUAUUCUGCGUGCAAUGGGAUAUACGAAGGAGACUCAGAUAUAUGUUGCAUCAGGGCAAGUGUAUGGUGGAAACAAUAGAAUGGCGCCACUGAGGAAUAUGUUCCCCAAUUUGGUCACCAAAGAAGAUCUUGCAAGCAAGGAGGAAAUAGAGCAUUUCAAGAAGCAUGUAACCAGCCUUGCUGCACUGGACUUUCUGGUUUGCCUGAAGUCGGACGUGUUUGUCAUGACCCAUGGUGGCAAUUUCGCCAAGCUGAUCAUCGGCUUCCGCCGCUACAUGGGGCGCCAUAGGCUCAAGUCUAUCAAGCCAGACAAGGGGCUCAUGUCUAAGUUCUUCGGUGACCCUUACAUGCCAUGGGCAACUUUCGUGGAGGAUGUGAUGAUCACUCACCAGACACGAACUGGCCUCCCUGAAGCCACCUUCCCACACUAUGACCUCUGGGAAAAUCCUCUCACCCAUUGUAUGUGUAGAUCUUAGAUUGUAAACUACAGGCCAUUGUCCAUAGCUUAAUUAAUUAAUUUGUUCAUACAGUCUAUCCUUUAAAGCUGUAACGUAAGUUUUAUAUAAAUAUUUGUUACCACUUCCA
Messenger RNA from Lolium rigidum, 1807 nucleotides. RefSeq names its product protein PECTIC ARABINOGALACTAN SYNTHESIS-RELATED-like. The record is from RefSeq and is a predicted model, not a curated record. Lineage: Eukaryota; Viridiplantae; Streptophyta; Magnoliopsida; Poales; Poaceae. The coding region runs from base 1 to 1698 and encodes 565 amino acids. The transcript is spliced from 11 exons.